Dendrobium catenatum is the source of this 1221-nucleotide messenger RNA. RefSeq names its product transcription initiation factor TFIID subunit 7-like. Gene Ontology annotation, cellular component: transcription factor TFIID complex. The transcript has 5 exons. Gene Ontology annotation, biological process: transcription initiation at RNA polymerase II promoter; RNA polymerase II preinitiation complex assembly. Bases 273 to 719 code for a protein of 148 amino acids. NCBI's taxonomy places the organism in Eukaryota, Viridiplantae, Streptophyta, Magnoliopsida, Asparagales, Orchidaceae. The record is from RefSeq and is a predicted model, not a curated record. Gene Ontology annotation, molecular function: RNA polymerase II general transcription initiation factor activity.
AGGAGACCUAUAGCCUCGCCGAUUGCGCAAGGAGAUUUCGAGAAGCUGGUUGAACGGGACCGUCGGUUUACUCGAACCUUGGCGAACCGAACGUGCCCUGUAGCCCAAUCACGUCCUAUCACCGGCGGCGAUGUUGAUGGUGGCGGGGCUACGGAUUGGAGCCUCGUCUUCGCCUACGCAGCCGCAGCAGUUUAUGUUGGAAAGAAAGCGACAACGUGAGAGGGAAUCGUCGUUGUAAGCUUUACUCUUCAUCCCUGUGGAUUGCUUGUCAAAUGGAGGAGCAAUUCUUACUUCGCGUUCCACCAUCAAUAGCUGAGCGCAUAGAGCGCUUGUUGAAUGAAAAUCCAUCCACUUCUGAAGAUGGUUGCUUGGAUCUAUCCUUCACAGAUGAUGGAAGAACUGGUGCUUUUUCCAUUGGCAAUGAGACUUUUCCUGCCUCUCUCUUGGAUCUUCCAGGCGUUGUGGAGUCUUAUAAAACAUAUGAUGAUACCGUACUAAUCAAAACUGCUGAUAUUGGUCAGAUAAUCAUGGUGAGGGAAGAAGGUGAACCUUCUCCUGAAGGAAUAGAAUACAGGCAUGGUCUUACCCCUCCAAUGAGGGAUGCUCGUAAAAGACGGUUCCGUAGAGAACCUGAUCUCAAUCCAGAGCUGGUACAGCCGGUUGAGAAAGAUCUUCUGAACAUUAUGUCUGGUGGGACAGUCGACAAUAUCCUUUUAUGAUUUUGUUUGGGACAGCUUUCUUACUGCUUUAUAAAGCAACUUUUUAGUACAAAAAUUAUAAUUUGUAUACUAAAAAAUUAUUUUAUGAAGCAGAAAAAAGUCGUCCCAAACGAAACCUAUAUGCGGCUUUUCAUUUUAUUUUCAAAAUUGUUGUUGCAAUCUAAAUUAGGGCGAAUUAUUACGUCCGGUCACCGGACAUCCGGACAUCCAAUCCAGACGCGCUACAUCACCCAAAUACACCGGUGCCCAAUAUAUUUGGCUGACGUGACUGGGGCCCGGUGUAUUUAGGUGACGUGGCGCGUUUGGAUUGGUGUCCGGAAGAAUCCGGACACCGGACGUAAUAAUUUUCCCUAUUAAGCCUAGAACUUUUAAUGCACUAAGUAGUCUGAUGCUACACAUUUUUGUACAGAACAUAGAGAAAAAGUGUGGGGUCCAGAAAUCCACUCAUUAUCUAUUCUAUCAAUUGAGCAACGAUUCCCUAUUUUUUUCUUGAUUAUUUUUA